AUGGAACCACGGCAAGUGACCUCCGAGUUGAGCGGGGUGGACAGGUUGAAUGUGUUUCCUCGCCUCAGGAAUGCCACGGAAGAUGAAAGGGCGACCCCCGGCCCACAGUACCCACCACACCCCCGGCCUGCAACACCCGCUAAUACCACACCACGCAACACCCACCACACCCCCGCCCCGCAACACCCACAAUGCUCCCGCCCUGCAACACCCACCACAUUCCCGCCCUGUAACACCCACCACACCCCCGCCCUGCAACCCCCCCCCCCGCCCCGCAACACCCACAAUGCUCCCGCCCUGCAACACCCACCACAUUCCCACCCUGCAACACCCACCACACCCCCGCCUUGCAGCAACACCCACCACAUUCCCGCCCUGCAACACCCACCACACCCCCGCCCUGCAACACCCACCACAUUCCCGCCCUGCAACACCCCCCCCCCCCCCCCCCCGCAACACCCACCACUGUCCCGCCCUGGAUCACCCACCACACCCCCGCCCUGCAACACCCUCCACAUUCCCGCCCUGCAACACCCACCACACCCCCCGCCCGCAACACCCACCACACCCCCGCCCUGCAACACCCACUACACCCCCUCCCCGCAACACCCCCCACACACCCGCCCUGCAACCCCCACGUCACCCCCGCCCUGCAACCCCCACCACCCCCCCGCCCUGCAACACCCACCACACCACCGCCCCGCAACACCCACCACACCCCCGCCCCGCAACACCCACCACACCCCCGCCCCGCAACACCCACCACACCCCCGCCCUGCAACACCCACCACACCACCGCCCUGCAACACCCACCACACCCUGCCCUGCAACACCCACGUCACCCCUGCCCUGCAACACCCACCACACCCCCGCCCUGCAACACCCACCACAUUCCCGCCCUGCAACACCCACCACACCCCCGCCCUGCAACACCCACCACACCCCCGCCCAGCAACACCCACCACCCCCUCAACGCCCCCCACAUACCCGCCCUGCAACACCCACCACACCCGCCCUGCAACACCCACCACACCCCGCCCUGCAACACCCACCACCCCCCCGCCCCGCUACACCCACCACACCACCGCCCCUGCAACACCCACCACAUUCCCGCCCUGCAACACCCACCACACCCCUGCCCUGCAACACCCACCACAGUCCCGCCCUGCAACACCCACCACACCCCCGCCCUGCAACACCCACCACACCCCCGCCCUGCAACACCCACCACACCACCGCCCCGCAACGCCCACCACAUUCCCGCCCUGCAACACCCACCACACUGCCGCCCUGCAACACCCACCACACUACCGCCCCGCAACACCCACCACACCCAUGCACCAUAUUCCCGUCCUGCAACAACCACAACACCCCCGCCACACACUACACCUCCGCCCCACAACACCUGUCACCACCACCACCACCACCACCACCAUCCCCAGGGGUGGGGGCGUCGGCUGUAUGGCACUGGAGGCUGUUGUGUCCACAGGGACGAGAUUUUUACAAACAAAUAUAAAUAUACGAGAGUGGUGGGGUUCCAUCUUCUCCCGCCCCGACACAACGCCUCGCAGCCGGUCCUGCACCUUUCUUGCCUCCAGCCUCGCGCACCACCUCUCCUGA
This is a messenger RNA of Eriocheir sinensis (Chinese mitten crab), 1620 nucleotides long. RefSeq lists its product as uncharacterized. The transcript has 5 exons. The coding region runs from base 1 to 1620 and encodes 539 amino acids. NCBI's taxonomy places the organism in Eukaryota, Metazoa, Arthropoda, Malacostraca, Decapoda, Varunidae. The record is from RefSeq and is a predicted model, not a curated record.